Cajanus cajan (pigeon pea) is the source of this 1086-nucleotide messenger RNA. RefSeq lists its product as uncharacterized. NCBI's taxonomy places the organism in Eukaryota, Viridiplantae, Streptophyta, Magnoliopsida, Fabales, Fabaceae. The record is from RefSeq and is a predicted model, not a curated record.
UAACUCAAGCCUCAAAACAUUUCCCUUUUGAGCUUUGAUUAGUGUGUGGCCUAUUUGUUUUCUCAAUGAGAAAGGCUUCCACUUUGAAAUGCGCACUUUUGCGCUUCUUGCUUUCCUUCUUGCUGCUUCCAACCUUCUUCACUUCUGUUUUUGGGACAACACAAAUUUCAGGGAAUGAAGUGAACACAGACGGAAAGCAUGUAAAUGAAGAGCUAGCAAGACCUAGUCUAAAAGGACCUGAUGAAGAAGAAAAGUUCAAAGGAUUUUUUCCAAAACCAAUUCCAAUUGUUAAACCUGUUCCAAAGCUAAUCCCCAUAGUUAAACCUAUUCCAAAGCCAAUUCCUAUUGUUAAACCUAUUUCUAUCCCAGUUUAUAAGCCUAUACCAAAACCAAUUCCAAUCAUUAAGCCUAUUCCAACUGUUAAGCCAAUUCCUGUUGAAGAAGAAAAAUUCAAAGGAUUUUUUCCAAAACCUAUUCCCAUAGUUAAGCCAAUUCCCAUUGUUAAACCAAUUCCUAUUGUUAAGCCUAUCCCAGUUCCAGUAUAUAAGCCUGUACCAAAACUAGUUCCCAUUGUUAAGCCAAUUCCUAUUGUUAAGCCUAUACCAAAGCCAAUUCCAAUUGUUAAGCCAAUUCCCAUUCUUAAACCUAUUCCAAAGUCGAUUCCACUUGUUAAGCCUAUACCUAAACCAUUUGUAGUGAAAAAGCCCAUCCCAACUGUUGAGUCAGAGGAAUUCUUAAAACCAAAACCUUUCUUCAAAAAACCUAUUCCUAAACUACCACUUGAUCCCAAAUUCAAGAAACCACUUCUACCACCAUUACCAAUUCACAAGCCAAUUCCAACUCCAUAAAAUGAUAACACUCUACUUCCUCAAGCUAUAAAGUUAUCCCUAAUAUUUAUAAUGCCUCUCUCUAUAUAUACAUAGCUACACUGCAUCUCAACCUUAUUCAUAAUUUCAUAAUCCUUUUGCACCCUCUAUGUAUUGGUUUGGGAUAUGUGUAGUUAAUAUUUUCUCUUUAAUGAAGUUCUCAAUAUUAUCGUUUGUAAGAUUGAUUAUAUUUCGGCGGUAAUAAAUAUAUUGUUGUUGA